CAUUUUUGUCAAUCUACAUCUCCACAAGGGUUUACGUAGGGUUUUAACAAAUUCUUAAACACAGAAAACCCAACCCCUCCCUUCUCUCUCUCCUUCAAGCUCCACCAAUGGCGCUCCUUUCCCACCCAAACUAGGGCAAGGAAAACCCAUUCAAAAUCCCAACUUUACCCCUCAAUCCCAAUCUAUUUACCUUCUCCACCACCAAUGUUGAAGCUCCUCUCCUCCUCCUCGGCCCUCCGCGGCAAGCUCCACAUCCUACCAGCGAUCCGACCCGGGCCCGCCGAGUGGUCGAGUCCUCUGCUCAGGGCGCUGAGUUCGAUUGGGGGACUGACUCGGAGAAGCCCCAAUUCGUUGGGUCCGAGAGCGUUCUUCUGCUCGGACUCUUCGGGCGACGGGUCGGACCAGGUGGUCCACAUCGAGGUCAAGGCGGCCGAGUCUGACGCCGAGGAGGUCGAGCCCAAGUCCUCCUCGGCCAUUGUGCCCACGUAUCCGAGGCCCGAGGACUACCUCACGGUUUUGGCCUUACCGUUGCCACAUAGACCACUUUUCCCAGGAUUCUACAUGCCAAUUUCUGUUAAGGAUCGUAAAGUAUUAGCAGCUUUAAAUGAAAGUCGAAAACGGCAAGCCCCAUAUGCUGGUGCUUUCCUUCUUAAAGAUGAGCCAGGGACUGAUCCUAGUGUGGUAUCUGGUUCUGAAUCCGAGAAAAGCAUAUAUGAAUUAAAGGGAAAAGAUUUGUUGAAUCGUCUUCACGAAGUUGGUACACUUGCCCAGAUUUCAAGUAUACAAGGCGAUCAAGUAAUCCUUAUUGGUCAUAGACGGCUUCGAAUCACAGAAAUGGCUAGCGAGGAUCCGCUUACUGUAAAAGUUGACCAUCUCAAGGAUAAACCAUAUAACAAGGAUGAUGAUGUCAUAAAAGCAACAUCAUUUGAGGUUAUAUCAACCUUAAGAGAUGUCCUGAAGACUAGUUCCCUUUGGAGAGAUCAUGUUCAAACUUACACUCAGCAUAUAGGUGAUUUUAAUUUUCCAAGGUUAGCAGAUUUUGGAGCUGCAAUAUCUGGUGCGAACAAAUUGCAAUGCCAGCUAGUGCUUGAAGAGCUAGAUGUGUAUAAACGUUUAAAACUUACACUUGAAUUAGUGAAGAAAGAAAUGGAAAUCAGCAAGAUCCAGGAAUCAAUUGCGAAGGCAAUUGAAGAAAAGAUCAGUGGUGAGCAGCGACGCUACUUGUUGAAUGAACAGCUUAAGGCCAUAAAGAAGGAAUUGGGAUUGGAGACGGAUGACAAAACAGCACUUUCUGCAAAGUUUAGGGAAAGGCUUGAACCAAACAGGGAGAAAUGCCCACCUCAUGUUUUGCAAGUUAUAGAAGAAGAGCUAACGAAGCUGCAGCUUUUAGAAGCCAGUUCGAGUGAAUUUAAUGUAACACGUAACUAUUUGGAUUGGUUGACUGCUCUUCCUUGGGGAAAUUAUAGCGAUGAGAACUUUGAUGUCCUUCGGGCACAUAAAAUUCUUGAUGAAGACCAUUAUGGAUUAGCUGAUGUAAAGGAAAGGAUAUUGGAAUUCAUAGCUGUUGGAAAUCUCAGAGGAACCUCCCAAGGAAAAAUAAUCUGUCUCUCUGGACCACCUGGGGUGGGCAAAACCAGCAUAGGUCGUUCUAUUGCCCGUGCCUUGAACCGUAACUUCUUCCGAUUUUCCGUUGGAGGAUUAUCUGAUGUUGCUGAAAUCAAGGGGCAUCGCCGAACCUAUAUUGGUGCUAUGCCAGGAAAGAUGGUGCAGUGCCUAAAAAAUGUAGGAACAGCAAAUCCUCUUGUUCUGAUUGAUGAGGUUGACAAGUUGGGAAGGGGACAUGCUGGUGAUCCAGCAAGUGCAAUGUUGGAGCUUCUUGAUCCUGAGCAAAAUGCUAAUUUUCUAGACCACUAUCUUGAUGUCCCAAUUGACCUAUCAAAGGUUCUGUUUGUCUGCACAGCAAAUGUUGUGGAAAUGAUACCCAGUCCUCUUUUGGAUAGAAUGGAGGUCAUUGCUAUUGCUGGAUAUAUUACUGACGAGAAAAUGCACAUUGCAAGAGACUAUUUGGAGAAGACUACGCGUGAAGCAUGUGGAAUCAAACCUGAGCAGGUUGAAGUGACCGAUGCAGCUCUUCUUGCUCUGAUAGAAAAUUAUUGCCGAGAAGCAGGAGUUCGGAAUCUCCAGAAGCACAUAGAAAAGAUUUACCGCAAGAUAGCUCUCCAACUUGUUAGACAACGAGCGUCAAACGAACCGGCAGUUGCUGGAGUUCAGGUUGCAGAACCUGAGGAAGCUCAAGUGGAACAUGCUGUAGUUCAGGUUGCAGAACCUGAGGAAGCUCAAGUGGAAUAUGCUAAUGGAUCGAGUGAAAAAGUGGUUGGAAGUGAGACUAUAGCUGACCCCGUAGAACAUAGCAGCCAUGGACAAACUACUGAAAUCUCUGCAGAAGCUGGCACAGUGGCAAUGGACCUCCCAGCUGAUCAAUCUCAGUGCCCUGCUGCUCAACCUUCGGAUUCAGAGGAUGUGACAGAUACCAAAAAGAUCCAGGAAAGUGAAGCAACUAAGACUAACAAGAAAGUUUUGGUCGAAGCAUCAAACCUAUCUGAUUUCGUUGGAAAACCUGUUUUCCAUGCUGAGCGGAUCUAUGAGCAGACUCCAAUUGGAGUUGUGAUGGGUCUUGCUUGGACUGCCAUGGGGGGCUCCACCCUGUAUAUAGAGACCUCUCAAAUUGAACAAGGAGAGGGGAAAGGGGCCCUGAAUCUCACCGGCCAACUUGGAGAUGUAAUGAAAGAAAGUGCUCAAAUUGCUCACACCGUUGCCAGAGCGAUAUUGCUUGAGAAAGAGCCAGAUAGCCAUUACUUUGCAAAUUCCAAGCUUCAUCUUCAUGUUCCUUCAGGGGCCACCCCCAAGGACGGGCCUAGCGCUGGUUGCACCAUGAUCACAUCCUUGCUGUCUCUUGCCCUGAAGAAGCCUGUCAAGAGGGAUCUAGCAAUGACUGGAGAAGUUACACUAACAGGGAAGAUUCUUCCAAUUGGUGGGGUUAAGGAAAAAACUAUAGCAGCAAGAAGGAGCGAAGUAAGGACCAUCAUAUUCCCUUCGGCUAACAGGAGGGAUUUCGAUGAGCUUGCAGCUAAUGUGAAAGAAGGCCUUGAUGUUCACUUUGUAGAUGAUUAUGAUCAGAUAUUUGAUUUGGCUUUCGGUAAUGACCAGAAUACGGGAAAAUAAGCUGGUUGUGCCCGCCAGUACGUUCUUGACAUACAACUCCCCUUUUUUUCUCUGGGAUUCUGGGUUGAGUUCUUUUUUUAACCCAAGCUAUAAGAGUCGAUCCCAGUUUUGUACUACAUUUUUUUAUCCGGAUGAUCUCAAGACUGUUCAUCGCUCGGUAUGACAUGAUGCACCAUUAUUUACUUGUUUUCAUUCAUGUAAAAUUGACAUCGCCCAUUUGUAAGAAGUAUGAAAUUAUCUGAGGUAAGUGGCGGCCAAAGAAGCUAAUGGCAGAUUGAUUUAUUCUUCGCCUGUUGUUGAUUAAUAUAUUUUGUUUGUAGCCUUUUGGGAUCCCUUUUUUGGAACUGGGAUUAUAGCAUAUGAGUGGAAAACAUCACAGACAACAAAAUUUAUGUUAAAAAUACCCGAAAUACCUGUGUUCUUGAACCAGGGGGAAUAAAAACCCUCCAGUGCAAAGUAAUUUGCUGUCUUCCAUUGAGGUUCUUAUGUAAGUUUUUACACUCUGAACAUUCUUGAUAUUUGUAAGUUCCAUUUAUAAGAA
This is a messenger RNA of Alnus glutinosa, 3763 nucleotides long. RefSeq names its product lon protease homolog 1, mitochondrial. Lineage: Eukaryota; Viridiplantae; Streptophyta; Magnoliopsida; Fagales; Betulaceae. Gene Ontology annotation, cellular component: mitochondrial matrix. Gene Ontology annotation, molecular function: ATP-dependent peptidase activity; serine-type endopeptidase activity; ATP binding. Gene Ontology annotation, biological process: mitochondrion organization; chaperone-mediated protein complex assembly; protein catabolic process. The transcript is spliced from 20 exons. Bases 205 to 3222 code for a protein of 1005 amino acids. The record is from RefSeq and is a predicted model, not a curated record.